AUGUCCAUCAUCGGAGUAAUUACACAUCAACUCCCUGCGGUAUAUGUUAAUGUAUUUCAAUGGCAAUUGCCUGAGCAUGUUCAAAACAACCUAGCAGAUCCUGAWUUUUAUAAACCUAGUAACAUUGACCUAUUGCUGGGAGCAGAACUGUUUUUUGACKUGCUUGGCAAUGAACAAUGUAAGGUGAACAAUCAGUCAGUUACUAUUCGCAACACCAAGCUCGGGUGGAUAGUAUCUGGGAAGGUAAACCAAGCACAAAACCCGGUACCAUCAAUGUGUUUACUGGCAUCAAUCUAUAAUGAUGACAAAUCUUCGACCCUGUGCAAUGAAGCAGUUGAAUGCGAAGAGCAUUUCAAGUCCACGUAUACUCGAAAUGAAGAAGGCCGUUUCAGUCUCAAGCUUCCUAUCAAGGACAUCUCAGUUCUAGGAUCUUCAUAUGAAAUGGAAUAUGAAGCAUUAGGGCAUAUGUCACAAAUUAAAAAUGUUGAUGCAGUACAUACCAACUGUUAUUAUCUCCCACAUCAUGCAGUGCUGAGAGCAGAGAGCCUCACAACAAAAACAAGAGUUGUCUUUGAUGCAUCUGCCAAGACCACCAGUGGUAAAUCUCUAAAUGAUGUGUUGAUGAAUGGUGGAGUUGUCCAAGAUGAUUUGGUGUCAAUAUUAUUACGGUUUAGAAUGCAUAAGUUUGUCAUGACUGCAGCCAUUGAGAAAAUGUACCGACAGAUAUUAAUUGACCCAGAACAUAGGACYUACCAAAGAAUACUAUGGAGAGACUCACCGGAAAAGGAAUUGCUACAUUUUCAACUCAACACAGUAACUUAUGGAACCACAUCUGCUCCAUUCCAAGCUACUCSGUGUUUACAAGAACUUGCAAGGAUAAGCGAAGCAGAACAUCCACAGGCUGCUCAAGUAAUUAAACAAGAUUUCUAUGUUGAUGACCUGAUAACAGGUUCUCACACAAUUGAGAAUUGUCAAGAAAUCCAAAGAAAGGUCACCAUGAUACUCCAGUCAGCAGGAAUGACUCUUCGAAAGUGGUGUGCAAAUAGUUCACAUCUAAUCGCUGGGAUAGCARUUGCAAACGACGAUCCUCAUGUCAUGCUUGAGUUAAAUGACACUGAUACCACCAAAAACACUUGGACUAACUUAAAUCGUGUCUUUGAUCCGUUGGGAUUUCUAGCACCGGUUUUAAUUAGUGGUAAAAUAUUCAUUCAGCAAUUGUGGCAACUUAAACUGGAUUGGGACACUGUACUUCCAGUUGACAUGUCUCAACGUUGGCAUAAUUACACUCAUGAACUUAGUCAGAUUGACCAGCUCAAGGUACUGCGCAAGGUGAAAGAUCAUCCGUACAACAAAUUUGAACUGYAUGGGUUCUGUGACGCCUCCAUGAACGCAUAUGGAGCAUGCAUUUAUGUAAGACAAUGGCAACCAGACAAUACAUUCACGUGUCAUCUUCUGAUAGCAAGGGCUCGAGUAGCACCUCUAAAGGUAUUGUCAAUUCCAAGAUUGGAAUUAUGUAGUGCCUAUGUGUUGGUAACGUUAAUGUCUAAGGCAAGAAAGACACUGAAUGUAAGCCCAACAUCUUGCACAUGUUGGACAGAUUCAUCAGUAGCAUUAACAUGGAUCCGGGGAAUCUCAAGUCAAUGGAACACCUUUGUAGCAAAUCGUGUAUCUGAGAUUCAGACAUUGACAGAAGAAAUGAUUUGGCAACAUGUGAGAACAAAGUUGAAUCCUGCAGAUCUAACGUCUCGAGGAGUAAAGGUACAAGAGCUAUUACACUCAAAUCUCUKGUGGCAUGGUCCAACCUUUCUCCAGCAGCCAGAAGCUGAAUGGCCAACAGAAUGUUCUUUCACACCAUCUAGUGAAAUCCUUGAAAAACGUCCAGUUCAGUUUGCGCUUUUGGUCCAAACUCGGGAAAACAGUAUUCUGGCAAAAUACUCAAGUUGGACAAAUUUAAUUCGCAUUACGGCAUAUCUAAAAAGGUUUAUGCACAAUACACUUCAUAAAUGUCAAGAGAGAUACAUUGGUCCACUGUCAGUAAAGGAAUUAAAGAAUGCCAGAGAUGUAUGGAUUAAUAUUGCUCAAACAGAUGCAUUCAACGAUGAAAUCAAGUCACUUAGACUAGGCAAAUCUUUAUCCUCACACAGUAAACUCAUUACAUUAAGUCCGUUUCUGGAAGAAGGUGUAAUCAGAGUKGGAGGACGGUUGCAACGAUCUCACUUACCCAUCAAUCAACGUCAUCCAUCAGUAUUACCAAAGAAGCACACAGUGACUGAACUAAUCUUCACAGAAUAUCAUAUAAAAUAUCUGCAUGCAGGUCCCCAAAACCUCUUGACAAGAGUUCGCCAAGAGUUUUGGCCACUUGAUGCUACGAGAACUGCUCGGCGCAUUGUUCAUUGUUGUCAGAUUUGUUAUCGUGCAAACCCAAAAUCGUUUCAGUCCAGCAUGGGUGAACUACCUCGGCUAAGGGUAACACCCAGCAGACCUUUCACAGCAACAGGAGUAGACUUUGCUGRUCCAAUACAGUUAUAUUCUGGUCCAAGAAAUCGAASAGUAACCAAAGCUUACAUUGCAGUAUUUGUGUGCUUCAGCACGCGUGCGAUUCACCUAKAGGCUGUGAGUAAUCUCUCAGCACAAGCCUUUUUGGCUGCUUUACGUAGAUUUUUUGCUCGACGAGGUCAAAGCGCUCAUAUAUACUCUGACAACGGAACCAAUUUCCAUGGAGCCAGGGCAGAAUUGAAACGCUAUUACAAAGAGCACUGCAGCAACAAUAAAACUGUAAUUGAGUCCCUAGCAACUGAUGGUAMUCAGUGGCACUUUAAUCCACCCAGUGCACCAMAUAUGGGCGGACUAUGGGAGGCUGCAGUUAAGUCAACCAAACACCAUCUUCUACGCAUCACAGGGUCAGCCAAACUUAACUUCGAAGAACUAACCACCAUGCUAUGUCAAGUUGAAGCGUGCUUGAACAGUAGGCCACUAACAGCACAAUCUAGUGAUCCAGAAAGUUUUGCGUUCCUGACACCUGCUCAUUUUUUAGUAGGUGGUUGUCUAACUCUACCUCCUGAACCUCAACAACCAGAACGACCCGUGAAUUAUUUAAAAAGAUGGCAACUAGUCCAAGGUAUGACUCAAGGGUUUUGGCGACGGUGGUCAUCAGAAUAUCUCAGAUCUCUCCAACCCCGAAUGCGUUGGACCACUGCUGACAAACUUUCCAUAAAGAUUGGCGACCUGGUACUAGUMAUUGAGGACAAUCAACCACCACUCAAAUGGCAUCUUGGCAGAGUGACGAAGCUGCAUCCUGGUUCGGAUAGCAUAUAG
Messenger RNA from Diuraphis noxia (Russian wheat aphid), 3315 nucleotides. RefSeq lists its product as uncharacterized. NCBI's taxonomy places the organism in Eukaryota, Metazoa, Arthropoda, Insecta, Hemiptera, Aphididae. The record is from RefSeq and is a predicted model, not a curated record.